UAUCAUACACUAUGCACCUUUAUCUACAUCUUAUAUUAAAUAAUGUGCGAAAAGGCCGAUGAGAUGGUUUGGAACAUGGAGCAUAAAGUAACACCUGUAUAUUUAGUUUGUACAGAAAUGAGCAUUCAGUCAGAUUUCUGCCACGCAGGCAGACAAACUUCAACCAACCGCAGUGAAAGGGAGGGAUCAGCUCUACUGCUGUUAGCCACCUAGCUUAUAGCAUCUACCGUUAGCGGUGUGGCUAACAGCCAUGGAUCUGCCACAUCACGGGUACAGAGCAACCAAGCCGAGGGCUCGAGCAGCUCCCCCAGCAGGAGACUCUGUCUUGUUCGAUGACACCAGCUCAGCACCACCGGUAAUGAACAGCCAGGGCUUCUACACUCCUGGUCAUAACAUGGCAGGACCCCCAAAUGACAUGCAUGGAGGUUCAGCAGUUAACAACCUGUUCACUGACCCAAUGGCCAAUGCAGCCAUGAUGUAUGGCUCAUCUAUAGCCAACCAAGGAAAAGACAUCGUGAACAAAGAGAUCAGCAGAUUCAUGUCUGUGAACAAGCUGAAGUACUUCUUUGCGGUGGACACCCGAUAUGUCCUGAAGAAACUCAUGAUCCUCAUGUUCCCCUACACACAUCAGGAUUGGGAGGUCCGUUACCAUCGGGACACUCCGCUCACCCCAAGGCAAGAUGUAAAUGCGCCUGAUCUUUACAUACCUAGCAUGGCUUUCAUUACAUACAUUUUACUGGCUGGAAUGGCCCUUGGUAUUCAAAAGAGGUUCAGUCCAGAGGUUCUUGGACUGUGUGCCAGCACUGCCCUCGUGUGGAUCAUCAUCGAGGUCCUGAUCAUGCUGCUGAGUUUGUAUUUACUCACCGUACACAGCGACCUCUCUACCUUUGAUCUCAUCGCAUACAGCGGAUACAAAUAUGUCGGAAUGAUCUUCACAGUGUUGUGUGGCUUAUUGUUCGGCAGUGAUGGGUAUUAUGUUGCCCUAGUGUGGUCCUCUUGUGCUCUGAUGUUCUUCAUUGUACGAUCCCUGAAAAUGAAGAUCCUUCCCUCCAUCUCCUCGGACUCGAUGGGAAUGGGAUCGAAUAACAAGCCCCAACUCCGACUUUAUAUCACUGUGGCAACCGCAGUCUUUCAGCCAAUCAUUAUCUACUGGUUAACCUCCCACUUAGUGAGGUGACUGUGAGGUUCGAUUAGAAAAUAACUGGAGUCCAACAGGACUGGAUCCAGGCCUGUGGUGGUUAACUGUUUGUAAACUCGCCCUUUUACUGUUUUGGUAACAAAUAUAAGACAUCUGUGGAUGCUGUUAAGCUGCAGAGUGUGUGAAGUUUUUUCAGCUUCAUCUGAUUAAUCAGACGGCGUAAAACAAAGUCUCGCUCUCUGUUGUGUGUGAUUGUGAAGUAACGCUGACAAAAGCUUGAGAUUU
Molecule: messenger RNA, 1423 nt
Organism: Cyprinodon variegatus (sheepshead minnow)
Lineage: Eukaryota; Metazoa; Chordata; Actinopteri; Cyprinodontiformes; Cyprinodontidae
Gene: yif1a
Product: Yip1 interacting factor homolog A (S. cerevisiae)
Exons: 9
Coding region: 251-1177 (308 amino acids)
Biological process (GO): endoplasmic reticulum to Golgi vesicle-mediated transport
Cellular component (GO): Golgi membrane; endoplasmic reticulum membrane; endoplasmic reticulum-Golgi intermediate compartment
Source: RefSeq, a predicted model, not a curated record